This is a messenger RNA of Mugil cephalus (flathead mullet), 4565 nucleotides long. RefSeq names its product tetratricopeptide repeat domain 21B (gene ttc21b). Gene Ontology annotation, molecular function: protein binding. Gene Ontology annotation, biological process: intraciliary retrograde transport; protein localization to cilium. The transcript is spliced from 29 exons. The coding region runs from base 141 to 4097 and encodes 1318 amino acids. The record is from RefSeq and is a predicted model, not a curated record. Lineage: Eukaryota; Metazoa; Chordata; Actinopteri; Mugiliformes; Mugilidae. Gene Ontology annotation, cellular component: intraciliary transport particle A.
CGCUAUGAGUUGAUCCAAGAUGGCGAAAACACUGCGAAAAACAUAAUAAAAUCGCCCUUUUCCAUGAUUACUGUAUAGACAGCGAAAUAUCGACAGUGUCUUUUAAUUCAGGACAGCUUGCACAAAGCGUUUCAGCCAAAAUGGAGGACGAAGAGACCGCGUUGGCUUUGAUUAAGUACUAUUGCUAUGAAAAGUACUUCAGUCACGCUGUGACCGCCGCAGCCACUGCUCUUAGGAAAUUCAGCAAUGAUCCCAUCUACAGUUUCUUCCACGCAUACGCAACACUUAUGCAAGAUCAAGUCCAAGAAGCCACUGUAGAAUUUGACACACUAAGAGAUAAUCGUGAUUUGUCUCUGUGCACAUUAAUGGCCCUUGUCUAUGCAGAGAAAAAGAAAACAAACCCAGACAGAGAAAUUAUUCAAGAACUUGAUUCAAAGGUCAAGGAGGAUCGUAAAAGUGCACCUCCCAAGAGUCUGUAUCAUGCUGGCACUUUUCUCUGGCUAUUGGGCCGAAAUGAUAAGGCAAGGGAGUACACAGAGAGGAUGAUCAAACUCUCCAAUGGCUCUAGAGAGGGGAUCAUCCUAAAGGCCUGGAUAGAUGUGACAUCGGGCAAAGACGCACACGCCAGGAAGGCUGGAAAAUACUUUGAUGAGGGACUAAAAGAAAGAGCAGAUGUUUUCGCCCUGAUGGGAAAGGCACAAUACUAUGAGUAUCGACAGAACUACUCUGGAGCGUUGGAGAUGGUUAACCAAGUCAUUGUGAGUUUCCCUGGGUUCAUACCGGCCCUUAUCAAGAAAAUGAAACUGUUGCUGACCCUUCAGGACUGGGAGCAAACCAUUGAUGCAGCACACAGGCUUUUACAGAAAGAUAAAAAUAACCUGGAGGCUCUACGGAUGUUAGCGCUACAUUCUUUAUGUAGAGAAGGCGAUGUUACUGAGUCAGUAAAACAGCUGUCGAACCUCACCAGCAGUUUGGAUAUUCUGGAGCCACACAACCCUGAACUUUACUACAGAAUGUCUCUAGCAUUCACUCGGGUUUGUGCACGGAAUGUGAAAGUAAUUGAGCAGACAUUCAGGAUGGUGGAAAGAGCCUUUUCUUUGGCAUCAGGAGACUCAGAUCUAGCCACAGAGUUAGGCUACCAGAUGACGCUUCAGGGCAGAAUCAAAGAAGCUAUGAAGUGGUACAAGACCGCCAUUACCAACAGGGAUCAGACUAGUGUUUCAGCUUUGACUGGUAUAAUCCGAUGUCAGCUCAUAGAGGGACAUCUUGAAGAUGCAGAACAACAGUUGGAGUUUCUGACAGAGAUCCAGCAAUCUAUUGGGAAAUCAGGGGAGCUACUGUUCCUUCGCGCUGUGCUGGGAGCGAAAAAGCACCGGUCCCAAGAAGAAGUGACCAACUUGCUGAACGACGCUGUGGACACACACUUCUCCUCGCUGCAGGGUCUGCCUCUGGGCGUGGAGUACCUAGAGAAGCUGAAUCCUGACUUCCUGUUGGAGAUUGUCAAAGAGUAUCUUGCACUGUGUCCUGCUAAGCCUCCUGCCCAGGGUCAGCCUCCUGCUCCUCAGCUCCAGCACUGCGCCACAUUGUUGGACACUGUGGUCAAGAUUGUGCCAGGUCUCCUUCAAGCUGUCUUCCUGCUGGCCAAAGUCAGAUAUCAGUCCGGUGACAUUGAUGCUGCUCAGAGCAGUUUGAACCACUGCCUGGAACAGUGUCCUUCUCACGCAGACGCACAUCUGCUAAUGGCGCAGAUCCAUCUGUUGCAGGGUAAUGUGACGUUGUGUUCCCAGUCUCUCGAACUCUGCCUCAGCCAUAACUUUGAGAUUCGAGACCAUCCACUGUAUCACCUGAUCAAUGCUCAGGCUAAAAAGAAAACGGGCGAGCUCGUGGAGGCCAUUCAGACUUUGCAGAUGGCCAUGAGUCUUCCAGGUGUCCGCAGAGCUGGAUCGUCAUCCAAGUCUAAGAACAAGAAGAGUGAACUGAGCUCUGCUGACUGUGUCUCUUUGUUCUUGGAAUUAGCUGAGGCCCUGUGGCUCAACGGAGAGCAGCACGAGGCAGCAAAGGUGAUGCAGGAUGCCAUCAAUGAAUUCUCUGGAACGCCCGAGGAGCUGCGAGUCACUAUUGCUAACGCGGACCUGGCCCUGCUGCGCGGAGAUACCGAGCUGGCACUGAAUAUGCUCAGAAACAUUACUCCAGAGCAGCCCUAUUACAUCCAAGCCAAGGAGAAAAUGGCAGACAUAUAUCUGAACCACAGAAAAGAGAAACGUCUGUACGCAAGCUGUUACAGGGAAAUGGUGGAGAAGCUGCCCAGCACUCACACAUAUCUCUUGCUCGGCGAUGCCUACAUGAACAUUCAAGAACCAGAAAAAGCCAUUGAGGUUUAUGAGCAAGCUCUGAAGAAAAACCCCAAAGAUGGUGCAUUAGCCAGCAAGAUUGGGAAAGCUCUGGUCAAGACUCAUAAUUACGUCAAGGCAAUAAAUUACUAUGAAGCAGCCCUGAAGACAGAGCAGCAGGGCUUCCUGCGCUAUGACCUGGCCGAGCUCCUGAUGAAGAUGAAGCAAUAUGAGCGCUGUGAGAGAGUCCUUCAUGAAGCGCUGGCUCAUGAGUCAGUGAAUGAACUGCCAGCGCUCUCAGAUGAUUGCCGUUAUCUUGUGCUGUUGGCAAAGAUCCAAAAUAAAGUUGACAAAAAUGAGGAAGCUUUGCUUUCCCUACAGAGAGCGCGAGAUGUACAGGCCAAGGUGCUGAAGCGGGUGCAGUUGGAGCAGCCUGACGCUGUCCCCAUGCAGAGGCAACUUGCCGCUGAGAUCUGCGCUGAGAUAGCCAAACACUACACAAGUCAGAGGGGCUAUGAGAGAGCAGUCAAAUUCUACAAAGAAGCUCUUGUGUAUUGUGAGACAGAUCGCAAGGUGAUGCUGGAGCUGGCACGGUUGUAUCUGACCUUAGACGAGGCCGACGCAUGCCAGGAGCAAUGCAGUGUGAUUUUGAAGAAUGACCAGUUUAAUGAAGACGCAACUCUGAUGAUGGCGGACAUUAUGUUUAGGAAGCACGACUAUAAACAGGCAGUUUUCCAUUUUCAGCAACUCCUGGAGCGCAAGCCAGACAACUACCCAACUCUAUCUCGUCUUAUUGACUUGCUGAGGAGGGCAGGGGAGUUGGAUGAGGUCCCAAAAUUUCUUGACAUGGCAGAAAAAAAUUCUUCUAGAACUAAAUUUGAUCCUGGGUUUAACUACUGCAAAGGGCUUUAUCUUUGGUACACGGGAGAACCUAACGAGGCUCUUCGACACUUUAACAAGGCACGGAAAGACAACGACUGGGGCCAGAACGCAGUGUAUAACAUGAUAGAAAUCUACCUAAACCCAGACAACGACAUAAUAGGAGGAGAAGCGUUUGAGACUUUAGAUGGGGAAAUUGGGAACUCCACAGAGAAGCAGGAGUCAGAGCAGCUUGCUGUGCGAACAGCCGAGAAGCUGCUUAAGGAGUUAAAGCCGCAAACAGCAGGCGGACACAUACAGCUUCGCAUCCUGGAGAACUACUGCUUUCUGGCGACCAAACAGAAGGCCAAUGUAGAGAAAGCCCUCACUGUUUUCACAGAGAUUGCAAACAAUGAGAAAGACCACGUGCCAGCACUUUUGGCCAUGGCAACAGCUUACAUGAUGCUAAAGCAAACUCCUCGAGCCCGGAACCAGCUCAAGCGCAUAGCUAAGAUGAACUGGAGCAUCAUUGACGCCGAUGAGUUUGAGAAGAGCUGGCUGCUACUGGCAGACAUCUACAUCCACUCGGGGAAGUACGACAUGGCCGUUGAGCUGUUGGAGAGAUGCCUCAAUCACAAUAAGUCAUGCUGUAAAGCUUACGAAUAUCGGGGCUACAUAAUGGAAAAGGAGCAGUCAUUCCGUGAUGCAGCACUCCACUAUGAAAUGGCUUGGAAAUAUGGAAAUCGGACUAACCCGACCAUCGGAUACAAGCUUGCUUUCAACUACUUAAAAGCGAAGAGGCAUGUUGACGCCAUAGAUGUGUGUCAUAAGGUUCUGGCUGCUCAUCCAAAUUAUCCAAGAAUAAGGAAGGACAUCUUGGACAAAGCUCGUGCUGCUCUGAGGUCUUAGUUUUGGAACUGGGUUUUUGCCAAAGACAGACAUACGAAUUCUUCCGAAAUGAAAUGGGUUAUUGUUGGGAUUCUUCUGACAAGUUAAAAAUGUGCAGUCAUUUCUCUGAUUUCUGGGGGAAUCCCCUCAAACACAUGGCUAUGUACAUUUUUUUUGAGCAUAUGAAUAGUGGUUUCUGGCAAUCCGCAGAGAAAACAUUGAGGCACCUGCAUAAUUUUAAGUUUUUUUUUUUCUUUCCUCACAAAGCCAGACGCUACUAAACGCCUGUGAAGUUUCCUGCGAACGAAAAGGAGCUCUUGCAGAAGAAUAUUCAACAUUUAUGUAUUACAAAGUGGAAAUAUCUUUCUUUUUCUUUUUUUUUUUUGUCUGGUUAAGUUUUCCUAUUGUUAAUUUAAGGUUAAAGCGUUGUUUUUGAUGACUAUUAUAAAUGUAGAUACUCUCUUGAAAAAUAAAGAUAUUUAGAUACUA